Prorocentrum cordatum is the source of this 1767-nucleotide messenger RNA. Lineage: Eukaryota; Dinophyceae; Prorocentrales; Prorocentraceae. The record is from the annotation of a GenBank genome assembly.
CCCCUCUCCAAAGUCACCCGUGCGCAGGCACCUCGGCCACAGGCAUCCUUGGCCCAGGGCAGGGGUGGCGGCCUCCGCGCGCCAGCCGGCCGCCAGCCGGCCCGUCUGGGGCCGCCGCGGCCCGCCAUGGUGCCGCAGUCCCUCCCGAGGAGGCCCUGACCGGACGCCCUCUGCCCACGCGGCAGGCCCCCCCGCGCGGCCAGGUUGCCGGAUGCCGGGCGCCGCAGCGCUCCAGGACCAGCUCCGCUGGGCCGUGGGCCUGCUGCGGGCCGCCGACCACGCGCUCGCGAAGACCGAGGGCGCGUGCGCGGCGGAGGCCGCGCUUGCCCCGGACGCCGCGGGGCCGGAGGCCACAGCCGUUGUGGACCCCGGCGCGCCAGCUAAGACAGAGGCGCGCUGGAUGGUCGUGGCGGUGAGGCGGGAGCUGGAGGACGCGCUCCAGGUUUCGGAUGCAGCCGCCGCAGGCGGCGAGGACGCCGCGCUGCAGGCCGCUCUGGAGCAGCACGAGGCCGCGCUGAGGGACCACGAGCGGGUGCUGCGGUGGUGCGACCGCGAGCGCGAGGGCAUCGCCAGAAGCAGGGCGCUCGUGUCCGAGCUCGAGCGCGCCGCGGCCAGGAGCAACUCCGACAGGGAGCGCUUCGAGUCCAGCGAGGGCUCGUGCGUGGCCGCCCUGUCCGAGCGGCUGAGGUCGCUCCGGGCUGCGAAGGCGGACCUGGAGCGGGAGAACGAGGAGCUGGCGAACGUCCUCAAAGAGCACAAGGCGCUCAACCAGUUCAUCCAGGUCCGCAACGACAAGCUGGUCAAGGACAACUCCGUGGCGCAGAAGAAGGCCAGCCGGGCACGCGAGGUGCUGGCGCAGAGGGCGGCCUCGAAUCUGCUGAACUUCCGCGCGAGCCGGGAGGCGGAGAUGGCCCAGGCGGACGGCGUGUACCAGCAGGCCGUGGUCAAGUGCGAGGAGUACGUUGCCAAGCUGCAGCAGGAGUCCCAGGCGAGGGACGCCACCCUUCAGGCGCACAAGGACGAGCUGCGGGAGGACAUCCGAGACUUCCAGCAGCUGGUGGAGGGCAAGAAGGCCGAGUCCAGUAGGAUUCUGCUCGAGAAGGGCGAGGACUUCCACAAAGAGCUCGCUGACUCCCAGCGCCAGGUAACGCUCGCUCUCCGUCGGUUCAAGGAGAUGCUCCACGACAAGCGGCGAGAGUUGGAGAAGGAGAUCUCCUCUGGAAAGCGGUCCGUGCAGGUGGCGGUGGAGGUGAGCCGUCGACAGAUGGAGGUGCAGCUGCAGCAGCUGAACGUUGCGUACAGGAACAGGAUGAAGUGGGAGAGGAAGCGGGUCGAGAGCUGCGUGAAAAGGGUGGGGCAGGAGGUCGCGGCGGCCGCGGCCAAGGCCAAGGCGAGGGAGCACCAGGCCAAGGUCGUCCGUGAGAAUUUCAGGAUGCACGCGAUCAACAGCAGGGACUACGUCAAGUCCUUAGACCCCGUGCGGCGAAAGCAGCUCCACGACCUCCACUGGAGAGCGGACUGAGAGCAGGCACUCUCCUGCACCUGCGCGCGAGGCUGACGCCAGGCACCGCACCGCAAAAGGCUCGGAACGAUACAGAUGAGCAUCAAACGACAACGAAGGCCAGCAACAGCGUGCUCGAACGACAAAGGCGAACAUCAAGCGAUCACGAAGGCCAGCCGCAGCGGAGUCGACGGCCAGAGAUCUGGGGCAGCAGCGUCGCCACUGUCCCCGUCGUGGUUGUCGCUGUCGUCGUCGGAAUGACCGUC